Messenger RNA from Anguilla rostrata (American eel), 2611 nucleotides. It is a transcript of the gene tbc1d16, whose product is annotated as TBC1 domain family, member 16. Bases 277 to 2481 code for a protein of 734 amino acids. The transcript is spliced from 12 exons. The record is from RefSeq and is a predicted model, not a curated record. Gene Ontology annotation, biological process: activation of GTPase activity. NCBI's taxonomy places the organism in Eukaryota, Metazoa, Chordata, Actinopteri, Anguilliformes, Anguillidae. Gene Ontology annotation, cellular component: early endosome. Gene Ontology annotation, molecular function: GTPase activator activity.
UGCCUGUUUUCUUGAGAGGAAGCGGACUGUCAUCCCGGAAGCAGCGGAAUUUUUUAGGGGGGUUGGGAUGAACGAUGGAAGCAGCAACGUGUAGUCGGGAGUCGGACGGAUAAACACACACCUCAGCGUAAUAAAACACGGCAUCGGAGCUUACACGCGGCACCCGUACAGCGACCAAAAAUUACUGCACCGCAGUGGAAAAAUGGACGAGCGGCACUGACAACAGUCUCGAGCGGCGCAGAGGAGGAUGGGCGCAGUGUCCAGGCUCUGGAGGAGAUGUCUCUGGGACGACUUCUGCGACGCGCCUCCUCGAAAGCCUCUGACCUCCUGACCUUCAAUGCCGGGUCGGGGGGUUCGCGGAGCGUGCUGGACGGCGAGAUCAUCUUCUCCAAAAACAACGUGUGCGUGCACCCCACGGAGCCCCUGCCGGGCCUCGCCGAGCACCACCCAGGGUACCUGUGCGUUCACCUGGAGAAGGACGAGGCCCUGGGCAGCACCCUCAUCCUGACCUGGGUGCCCAACUCGCGCAUCCAGCGGCAGGACGAGGAGGCCUUGCGCUACAUCACCCCCGAAAGCUCGCCCGUGCGCCGGAACCCGCGCCGCCGCCCCCGCCGCGCCCACUCCAGGCCCCCGCCUGCCGAGGAGGAGGAGGAAGAGGAAGGAGGAGGAGGAGGAGGAGGAGGAGGAGGGACUGGGGAGGGCGGGGCGGAGCCCCAGCACCCGCAGCAGCAGCAGCAGCAGCAGCUGGAGGAGGGGGACGAGGGGUCAUGUGACCUGUCGGCGGACGAGGUGAGCCGCGACAGCACGCUGGGCUCGGACUCGGACACCUUCUCCUCGCCCUUCUGCCUGUCGCCGGUCAGCGAGGCGCUCGCCGAGAGCAGCGGCUCCGUCUUCCUGGACAACGAGAACAGGGACAUGUGCGACGAGUCCAUGACUCAUUCAGCCAGCUCCGCCUCCAGCCUGGACAGCCACGCCCCCUCCGAGAACAGCCAAUCGCAGGGGGUGCGGUGGGAGGAGCAGCAGAAGGUGAUGGCCCUGGAGCAGCUGUGCGGAGUCUUCCGGGUCGACCUGGGUCACAUGAGGUCCCUCCGCCUCUUCUUCAGUGACGAGGCCUGCACCAGCGGCCAGCUGGUCAUCGCCAGCAGGGAGAGUCAGUACAAGAUCCUGCACUUCCACCACGCCGGCCUGGACAAGCUGGCGGAGGUCUUCCAGCAGUGGAAGUACUGCCGCGAGACCCAGCUCAAAGACCAGGUUUCGGAGGAGAAGUCCUGCAUGCAGUUCUCCAUCCGCCGCCCCACCCUGCCGUCGGCAGAGACCCACCCUGAGGAGCGGCUGUACCGCCGCCUGGACGUGGCCACCUGGCUCAGACACCUCAACCACAGCGGCCAGGUGGAGGAGGAGUACAAGCUGCGCAAGGCCAUCUUCUUCGGGGGGAUCGACCCGGCGAUCCGUGGGGAGGUGUGGCCAUUCCUGCUGCAGUACUACAGCUGCGACUCCACGUCGGAGGAGCGGGAGGCCUGGAGGCUCCAGAAACGCGGAGAGUACCAGGAGAUCCAGCACAGGAGGUUGUCCAUGAGCCCGGAGGAGCACAGCGAGUUCUGGAGAAAGGUCCAGUUCACUGUGGAUAAGGACGUGGUGAGGACGGACCGCAGCAACCACUUCUUCAGGGGGGAGAACAACCCCAACGUGGAGAUAAUGAGGCGGAUCCUGCUGAACUACGCGGUGUUUAACCCUGGGAUGGGGUACUGCCAGGGCAUGUCGGACCUGGUGGCCCCCCUGCUCACGGAGGUCCAGGACGAGAGCGACACCUUCUGGUGCUUCGUGGGCCUGAUGGAGAACACCAUCUUCAUCAGCUCCCCCCGAGACGAGGACAUGGAGAGGCAGCUGAUGUACUUGCGGGAGCUCCUGCGGCUCAUGCUGCCCAGGUUCCACCAGCACCUGACCCAGCUGGGGGAGGACGGGCUGCAGCUGCUCUUCUGCCACCGCUGGGUGCUGCUCUGCUUCAAGAGGGAGUUCCCUGACACCGAGGCCCUGCGCAUGUGGGAGGCCUGCUGGGCCCACUACCAGACAGACUACUUCCACCUCUUCCUGUGCGUGGCCAUCAUCGUGCUGUACGGGGAGGACGUCACCGAGCAGCAGCUGGCCACGGACCAGAUGCUCCUGCACUUCAGCAACCUGUCCAUGCACAUGAAUGGGGAACUGGUACUGCGCAAGGCCCGCAGCCUGCUCUACCAGUUCCGUCUCCUACCCAGAAUCCCCUGCAGCCUGCACGACCUGUGCAAGCUGUGCGGCCCCGGCAUGUGGGACAGCCGCUACAUCCCGGCCGUGGAAUGUUCCGGAGAGCACGCCGACUCGCAGAGCUGCCCCUAUGGAGGCACCGUCACGCCCCUGCCGCCCCCCUCCCCCCUCCCGGCCCCCCCCGCCGAGGGCAAGAGGGGCUCCAAGACCCGGGACAUCUUCAACUUCCGGAAGCAGUCCUGAGCGCGGAGCCCGGCCAGGAGGAGGGGGGGGGGGGACGAAAACUUUUAACGCGGAAAAUACCCGCUGUGGGUUCCACCUUACCCCCGCCCCCUCCCCCCCACCCCAUAUUACACUCUACCAGGGGGGUGCA